Messenger RNA from Arabis nemorensis, 987 nucleotides. Lineage: Eukaryota; Viridiplantae; Streptophyta; Magnoliopsida; Brassicales; Brassicaceae. The record is from the annotation of a GenBank genome assembly.
AUGGUGUUCUCUAGAGAUCUCCCUUCUCCUGCAUCAAUUUUCUCUACCUAUGCAUCAAUGAUGGGAACCUUCAUGAUGCUCCAACAAAUAGUUCACACGAUAAUUCCAGAAUGGGUACAAAACUUCGUCGUCUCUUAUAUAAGAUCUUUAGUCGGCUCUCGUUCAUCGACUCUUACGCUCAUCAUCAAUGAGAGAGACGGGACUGAGAGAGAGGGUUUUAUGAUGCAAAACGAGCUCUAUUCCGCGGCUCAGGCUUAUCUCUCAAGCAAGAUAAGCCCUGAUGCAUCAAAGCUAAGGAUUACUAGAGACCCUAACACUAAGGACGUCAGCUUAUAUCUAAGCCAAGGAGAGGUUGUCUCCGAUAUAUACCAAGGCAUUGAGAUCAAGUGGCGAUAUUUAGAAGGUAGCAAACAAAUGCCGGUUGAAGAUGGAGGACAAGAUCAAGGAAACUUCAACUGGGAAUGCUUCGAGAUGAGCUUCGACAAGAAACACAGAGACUUGGUCUUGAACUCUUAUGUACCUUAUGUGGAGAAGGAGGCAAAACUGAUCAAGAACGAGAAGAGAAUUCUCAAGAUGCACUCCUACUCUGAAAGUCAUUACAGAUGGGAGUCCGUGAACUUCGAGCACCCUUCGACAUUUGAAACGAUGGCUAUGGAUGAUGAGCUCAAGCGUUCUGUGAUGGGAGAUCUUGAUCGGUUCAUCAAAAGGAAAGAUUUCUACAAUAGAGUUGGAAAAGCUUGGAAGAGGGGUUACUUGUUGUACGGGCCACCAGGGACCGGGAAGUCUAGUCUUGUGGCAGCUAUGGCUAACUACCUCAAAUUUGAUAUCUAUGAUCUCCAGCUCGCAAGCGUGAAGGGGGACGCGGCUCUAAGGAGGUUGCUUCUCUCCACUAAAAACAGCUCCAUUCUUGUUGUAGAAGAUAUAGACUGCUCCGUUGAUUUGCCUACAAGGUCCACACCCCUUGGUGGUCUCGAGGUUUGGUCUUGA